Verruconis gallopava is the source of this 2709-nucleotide messenger RNA. RefSeq lists its product as uncharacterized. The coding region runs from base 167 to 2374 and encodes 735 amino acids. The record is from RefSeq and is a predicted model, not a curated record. Gene Ontology annotation, molecular function: ubiquitin protein ligase activity; metal ion binding. The transcript has 4 exons. NCBI's taxonomy places the organism in Eukaryota, Fungi, Ascomycota, Dothideomycetes, Venturiales, Sympoventuriaceae. Gene Ontology annotation, cellular component: nucleus; HULC complex.
CACGAUUGCAUCAACACCACCCUCCUACAGUCCCACGCGCAUCUCGCCAACCCCCUAGCGCGAUCGUCGUGUCGUCCAUGUCCGCUGCAUGUGGCACACGUGAGUUGGCGUCGGGCUUGAAGUCAACACAUCCGUGCAGUGCACAGCCAGUCUGAAAUCACCAUCCAUGAGCGUCGCCACCAUCCAACCCGCUCUUCCAGUUGGCAAGCCGAAGAUGGACAACGAGCGGAAGCGGGCCGCCACUGCUGGUGAGCUCGAAGACUCUGCGGCGCCGCCGUCGAAGAAGCAGGCUACCAUGUCGAACGGCGCCGCUUCCGGCGAGGCUGCCGACGCGCCCAAGUUCGGCAGCAUCAACUCAACAUGGCAGGUCGAUCUCGAGACCUUCCAGAAGGACGCCAUACUGCGGCAGAUGAAAGAGUAUAAGCGUGAGAAGCAAGAUUUGGAAAAGUCCCUCAGGGCGCUCGAAGACCAGUCACGGCAUUACAAGGAAAAUCUGCGUAUGGUCGAUGCUUGGUGGAAACAGGUCAUAGACGAAGUCGUCGUUCUAUCAGGCGGAAGCCCGGAUCCAUCCACAUCGGCGUGCUUCGAAACAUCAUCAUUACUAUCUGUGGAUGCCAAAAACUUUCAAGAGCAUCUUGCCUCACGCAGUGAUGGGAUUAAAAAAGUCAUAUCAGCGAUAUAUUCCAAGAUCCCGGCAUCGACAUCCCCAGAUGUACAGGCCUUGCAAAAGCGUGUUAAUGAGUUGCUAGCUCAGGAGAAGGGAUAUAUCAACGAGUGUCAGCGCCUAAACGAGGAGCUUGAACUAGCAAAGUCGAGACUAGACGACGCCUCUUUCCGAUACAUGGUUGCUGAGCGAAAGUUAGAUAAGGCUAAGAGCAACGUGGUCGCUAAUAUCGAAAAGCAAGGCACGCUAGGGUCGUCAGUAUCCAAACAGGAUUCAGAUGAGAAAGCCAAUGGAGACACCGUGAACGGCAUCAAGAGCGAGGCGUCGGCCGCAGCCAGUGAGGCGGCUGAGCGGGAAAGAGCCGAGGCCGUUGCUGUUGCGGCGAAAGCGAAAGAGCAGUUGGCGCAGCUGGAGGAGCAGAACGCAAAGCUGACAACCGAACUGACAAGGGCGAAGGCGAGGCUCGACUCUCUUACGGAUGAAGAUUAUGCAGGGACGGAACUCUUCAAGAUCAUGAAAUCUAAGCUAGAGGAAAGUCUGCACAAGAUUAAUGACUUGGAGGCAAAGCACAUUGAACUGCGGGAGGAGGCAAAGAAGGCUCAGGCCGAGAGAACAGCGUACAGGACAAAGAUCGAUGACGAGGCUAUGGCAGCCACAUCCAGUACCGAACAGCUUCUGGCAGCAAGGGACGCGGAUUUGCAGAGAGUAAGAGCAGCGCGAGAUGAUGCCCACUUUAAGGCCGCAGCUCUAGAGCAAUCGCAGCAUGAUCAUAAGGCGACGGCCGAGUCUGCGGUUGCUCUCGCGAAUGCACGAGAAGCUCGUAUCCACGCAUUGGAGAGCGAAGUGGAAAGGUUAAAGAUUCGGUGUAGCGAGAUUCACGCGGACGUGCCCGAAGACGAGACUAGCGACGUCUCACAGCUGCAACAGAAGGUUGCAGAUUUGCGAAGGGAGUGCAAAACUUUGGAAAGCGAGCUUCCGUCGAUUGAGCAAGCAUACAAGAAAGCACAAGCAGCCGCAGCCGCUAAAUUUUCGGCUUACGAGCAGAUGGACCAACAGCUAGCUGCACUGAAAAUGGCUAAGGUCAAGGCCGAUCAGAAGUAUUUCGGCAUGAUGAAGUACAAAGAGCAGUUGGAGGCUGAAGUCAACACACUUCGAAAGGCAGACAAGACGAGCUCGGGGAUCAUAGCAUCGCUGAAGAACUCCGACUCAAAUUCGAAGGAACUUGUGGUGAACUUGGAAAGACAAGUAGCAGAGCAUUUGGACACAAUCGAGCGCAUGACUCAGGAGCGUUUUGGACUGGAGGCUAAGGCUAACCAGGCAGCUAUGUCUGCCACCGCUUAUCAGAAACAAGUCAUGCAGCUUAAAGAGGCACUGAGUGAGAAAGACUCGGCAUUAUCAGCAUCGGAAAGCUCCGUACGAGAAAGCCAGCGUGAGGUUGAAGCUCUUAAGGCGCGAUCAGAAAACCAGAUGGCCGAGAUCAAGAGACUGAAAGCAGCGGCAAGCGCCAAUGACAGUGAGGAAGUCAAAAAUCUACGGGCUGUCGUAUUCUGCAACUGUGGAAGAGGACUCAAAGAUACCGUUAUCACUACAUGCGGUCACAUCGUAUGCAGGGAAUGUGUUGAUGACCGCAUCUCAACGAGGCAGCGCAAGUGUCCCAUGUGCAUGAAAGCAUUCGGUGGCAAGGACUUCAUGCGUGUGCAUCUUGCUUGAAAUCGAAUAUUGGGAUUGAGAGCCUUGUAUAUUCCUCUCCAACUUCUUUCGGCUUUCUGCAGCACUUUUCGAAGCUACGAACGGAUGACUGAAAUACUCAAGGCUGGGAUAUUAUGUACAAAAUGGGCAAUUGGCCUCGUAAUGGGAGAGUCUCGGGACAGCUUGCGGCGAGUUACGGAUGAUUAUUCCUGGCGAUAGACAUGUCAAGACUCCCUUUAUCCUAGUCAUAUAUAGCGUGAAGACAAGGCACAUUCUAGCAUUGUCUUUUACAUUUUUACCAACGCAGACGAAGCGAGGAAACGUUCGCGCGGCAUGAUUAUGUCUUUGGAAAAUUA